CAGAAAGUAUAAAGCUUCUUACCUUUCUUUGCACUCAAAGCAUGAUUGCCUUCCAGGGAAAAAAAAAUAAUUAAUUUCAUGCUAAAAUGAUCAUUAGAUACUUCAAAAAACUUCUCUGAACGUUUCAAAGAUAAUAGAAAUGUGUGAAGCCAAAAACUUCUAUUUAUGGCUUCUUCAAAUUAUCGGCCUCUUAGGUCUCCUUGCUCUUUGUUUAUGGCUAAGUUUUCGUCCCAAAGAACCUACCUUCACCAUUACAGAGUUCUCUGUCCCAUCGAUAUCUAGCCAGAAAUCUUCUGCACCAGGCGAUGCGUACCAGGAUGACACCGAUACGGUGGGAAAGAGAAAAAUUUCUUCUUUCAAACAAGAAAAGGAUAAGAAGAUUCAAGAUAGGUACAACAUGGAUGCUGAUGAGAAAGUACAGAGAGCUCUUGCCAAUUCAAUUUCAAAUGGAAACGCUGAAUUGAAGGCUGAUUUAUCAACCAUGAUUCGGUAUAAUACUUGGGGAAUUAGGAGUAAGCAUCAUGCAAUCCACUUGCAAGCUACUAUUCCAGUUGGUUCAGAUGGGAAGAUAUCUGGUAAGAAGAAGAAGAUUAAACUGCAUAACCUAUACAAGAAAUGGAAAUUGAGGGAUAAAAGAUUUCUUUGAGCAACUUUACAUUUGUUAUUUAGUUCGAUAGGACUAAUGAAGAAUCAAUAAAGAACUCUGCUGUGUGUUUUCA
Hevea brasiliensis (rubber tree) is the source of this 719-nucleotide messenger RNA. RefSeq lists its product as uncharacterized. Bases 140 to 646 code for a protein of 168 amino acids. The transcript has 2 exons. The record is from RefSeq and is a predicted model, not a curated record. NCBI's taxonomy places the organism in Eukaryota, Viridiplantae, Streptophyta, Magnoliopsida, Malpighiales, Euphorbiaceae.